Solea solea (common sole) is the source of this 1305-nucleotide messenger RNA. It is a transcript of the gene ftsj1, whose product is annotated as FtsJ RNA 2'-O-methyltransferase 1. NCBI's taxonomy places the organism in Eukaryota, Metazoa, Chordata, Actinopteri, Pleuronectiformes, Soleidae. The record is from RefSeq and is a predicted model, not a curated record. Bases 199 to 1182 code for a protein of 327 amino acids. The transcript has 11 exons. Gene Ontology annotation, cellular component: cytoplasm. Gene Ontology annotation, biological process: tRNA methylation; cytoplasmic translation. Gene Ontology annotation, molecular function: tRNA methyltransferase activity.
CACUCCAGAGCAGAAGGGGGCGGUAAUGCUCCUAUAGAUGGAUGCCAACCGCCGUAAAACAAAAACAAGAAGAAGAAGAAGAAGAAGAAGAAGACCAUACCCCUGGUCCUUAUAGGUUAUUUUCAACAGGCGCUUCGAGGACACCUCACAACACCAGUGUUUCUGUCGUCGACACGUGAACAGAACCCGGUGGUCAGGAUGGGUCGCUCUUCCAAAGACAAGCGGGACAUUUACUACCGUCUAGCCAAAGAGGAGGGCUGGAGAGCAAGGAGCGCUUUUAAACUCCUGCAGCUCGACCAAGAAUUUAAUCUGUUCACAGGUGUGAACAGAGCAGUAGAUCUGUGUGCAGCCCCCGGCAGCUGGAGCCAGGUCCUCAGCCGCAAACUCAGAGGUCAGGAGGAGACGGCUGAACAGGUGAAGAUUGUCGCUGUGGACCUUCAGGCCAUGGCUCCUCUGCCAGGAGUCACUCAGAUCCAGGGAGACAUCACCAAGGUGUCCACAGCUCAGGAGAUAAUCCGUCAUUUUGAGGGUCAUCCAGCCGACCUUGUGGUGUGUGAUGGAGCUCCAGAUGUAACUGGCCUCCACGAUGUGGAUGAGUACAUCCAGGCUCAGCUGCUGUUAGCUGCUCUAAAUAUCACCACGCAUGUCCUGAAACCUGGAGGAACGUUUGUGGCCAAAAUCUUCAGAGGUAAAGACGUGGUCCUGCUCUACUCUCAGCUGAAGAUCUUCUUCAGUGGUGUGACGUGUGCGAAGCCUCGCAGCAGCAGGAACUCCAGCAUCGAGGCGUUUGUCGUGUGUCAGAAUUACUCUCCCCCUGAAGGUUACAUCCCCAACAUGUCCAACCCUCUGCUGGAUCACGCCUAUGAUGUGGACUUUAACCAGCUGGAAGGUCCAAACCGUGUCAUUGUGCCGUUCCUGGCCUGUGGUGACCUCAGUGCCUUUGACUCAGACAGGACUUACCCUCUGCAGCUGGAUUCUGAUAAACUGUACGAGUACACGCCCCCCACGCAGCCGCCCAUCCAGCCUCCGUACCAGCAGGCCUGUCACCUCCGCAGAAACAACCUGCUGUCCAGAGAGGACACUGCGUCCAGAGAGGACACUGCGUCCAGAGAGGACACUGCGUCCAUCUGUCCAGAGCCAGAGCGACUGACCGCACAAACAGCAGAGCAGUCUCACACUUAAUCAACAUCUUGCUCCUGUUGUAAUUGUGUUCUGAAUCACCGGAGUCUGUUUUUAUGACGAACUCUGCUUAUGUUAAAUGACUCAUUUUAGAUUUUAUAAAUAAAGUCAGUUUGUUGAACAGUG